Frieseomelitta varia is the source of this 797-nucleotide messenger RNA. RefSeq names its product autophagy protein 12-like (gene Atg12). Gene Ontology annotation, biological process: C-terminal protein lipidation; autophagosome assembly; autophagy of mitochondrion. The transcript has 4 exons. The coding region runs from base 297 to 716 and encodes 139 amino acids. The record is from RefSeq and is a predicted model, not a curated record. Lineage: Eukaryota; Metazoa; Arthropoda; Insecta; Hymenoptera; Apidae. Gene Ontology annotation, cellular component: phagophore assembly site membrane; Atg12-Atg5-Atg16 complex; cytoplasm.
UCAUUAAUAUAAAUCAUAAUAAGUGUAUGUAUACUUGUGGCAAAAUUUGAGAUUGGUUUUCAAUAGUGAUGUUUUAAUUCAAUAAAAUUAAUAUUAAGAAUGUCAGUAUAAAACAACUUAAGUUUGUGUGUCGAAUGUUUACUGCUCCUGUUAAUUUUGAUAGAGAAUUAAUAUAUCAUGAAUUAGAAGUUCAUUUGAUAUGCCAAAUUUUGCUUUAAUUCUGGACUAUUUGGUUAUAUUUCAAUGACACAACCUUUUUUUCUCAACAAACAUUUAAAAUUGGAAUUAAAUACAAAAUGUCUGAAAAAGAAGGAAAUGAUGUAACUGUGACUGAAAAAUCUGAGGAUAUGGGUGAGAAUUUAACAAAUGAAGAUGCACCUGCUAGUCUUGAAACAAUUCCAUCAGAAACACCAGCUCGAAAUGGAGUUCAAGUUGCUUCAAAGGAUAAAGUAAAAAUUGAUAUCUUAUUGAAAGCAACUGGAAAUGCACCGAUAAUGAAACAAAAAAAAUGGGCUGUCAGUCAAGAUUAUUGCAUUGGCCGUAUUUCUGAUUUUAUCAGAAGAUAUCUUAAAUUAGAUUCUAAUGAAAAAUUGUUCCUUUAUGUAAAUCAAACAUUUGCACCUGCACCAGAUCAGAUAGUAAAAAACUUAUAUGACUGUUAUGGUGCAGAUGGAAAAUUAAUACUUCAUUAUUGUAAAAGUCAAGCUUGGGGUUAACCAUAUACCUUGAAGUAAAAGUAAAACAAUAAUCUUAUAGAUCAUCACAUAAAUAUAUUAUGUGUAUUUUAAUACUUUCAA